This is a messenger RNA of Cavia porcellus (domestic guinea pig), 3519 nucleotides long. It is a transcript of the gene Erich6, whose product is annotated as glutamate rich 6. The transcript has 14 exons. Lineage: Eukaryota; Metazoa; Chordata; Mammalia; Rodentia; Caviidae. The record is from RefSeq and is a predicted model, not a curated record. Bases 203 to 2245 code for a protein of 680 amino acids.
CUGGAAAAGUGCGGAGGCCCCGCCCCGCCCCGGCCGCACACCGACGCCCGGGGGCUAAGGGCACCCUGCCUCUUUAAACCUAGGAGGCUCGCAGGGGGUGGGGCCGGCGUUGCCGGGGAGACGGACGGACGCACAGCAGCGCCUGCGCCGAGGGACUCGGCGACGGCCUCCGCGCGAGCCGCAGCCCCGCUUCCCUCCCGGGAUGGCCAGCCUGCCCGCGCGGCGCAGCCUCGGAGAGCCCGAGGAGGACAAGGGGGAGGAGAUGGAGGACGAGAUGGAGGAGGACGAGCUGGAAGACGAGGAGGAGGAGGAGGAGCUGGAGGAGGAGGACGAGGACGAGGAGGAGGAGCUGGAGCGGAGCGGGGAGGGGAAGAAGGCCGAGAGGGCGCCCGUGGAGGCGAGGAGAGCGGGGAAGCCGCCGGCGGACGAGGCGGAGGGCGCGGUGACGUUCCGCGAUGAAGACCUCUGGACGAUCUUUGACCUCGGCGACCAGGAGGACGACGAGCCGGACGAGGCGGGGCUGCUGCAGCCCCGGCCCCGCCUGAUCAGCGUGGCCAGCCCCAGCCUGAGCCCGACGCCGCCCUACCAGUCCUCGAGCCUCUCGUGGAUCUCGUCGCGCUCCGAGUCCCCGCAGACCCACGUCUCCUCCCGGCCGAGUUUUCCUAAAAUAUUUCAGACAUUUAGAGAAGACAUGUCUGAAGUAAAAGUAGAUAGAGAUAUAUAUGCAACUUUGUAUCCAGGAAUUCCAAUAUCAGUACAAACCGAAGAAAGUUGGCUUCAAGAUUUGUGUGAUAAAAAAAAUCACAGAAACAAAAUAUUCUCUCAAGUCAAGGACGAUAAACCUGAAUGCCUGGCUUCAAAGCUAAGAGAAAAAUGGGUAAUUAAUCCAGAAGAGACCAAACUGAGUAUUUUAUGUGAGCUGGAGUUUAAAGAUGACUUCAUAACACUGUUUGAGCCUUCCCUAAGGACACUACCCAGCGUUGGGCCCCCGACCAUUCUGGCCUACAGAGAAGAGCAGUUCGACUUAGACAUUAACUUCAAGGAUGAAGAGGAGGAGCUAUCACCCACAUGUGAAUUUUGUGGAAGCAGUCUCCAGGCAUUUCUUUCUAGUGUGGAUUCCAUUUACUCUGAAACAGAAGUACAUACUUCCUGUUGUCCUCAGUUCCAAAAUCUGAUUGACUACAUCUGUGAAGAAAAACAAAAAGUCAAAAGCGCAAAGCCUGAAUUAAUCAGUAUUAAGCCUCAUGAGGCCCAUGGGAACGAAAUUGAUAGAAUCAAGGCAAAAGAAAAAGCCCUGCGGAGAAAACAGGAGCGACAAAUUGCCAGGCACUUUCCUACAGUACGAAGUGAACAGACAAAUUUUCCUGCAGAUGUAAAGAAUUCGAGAACUAUUUCUUAUCAACUUGCGGUGGAUAUUCCAGAAAAAAAGCCAUCUUGUAAAGAACCGUUCUAUUUCCAACUAAUAAAGAGUAACACCUCCAUUGUUUGCUGUGAUUCGAUGAAAGCAGGUGGAAAGAUUGUGAGGAAUGAGCUCUUUGAGAAGCAUUACAAGAAUGGAAUCAAGUUUCUGACUUCAUUUCCAGACGGGACAACACAAAUAUUCUAUCCAUCCGGAAAUCUAGCCAUCAUCCAGGUGCCCAACAAGGUAAAUGGUUUUGUUUGCAUUGUCCAGGAAGACACAGCCACCAACCCUGCCAUCCUGGCAGUUCUAGAUUCCUCUGGCCGAAGUUUCUGCUACCAUCCCAAUGGCAAUGUCUGGGUAUACAUCAACAUCAUGGGAGGUCAGUAUUCAGAUCAAGCUGGCAACAGAGUAAGAGCUUGGACUUGGUCGAGUUCUUCACCCCUUGUUUCCUUUAAACCCAUCUUCCUGGCUUUGAACCAUAAUAUUGGGAUUCGUAUCUUAGAGCAAGACAAGAUUUCCAUCACUUUUCUAGCAAUGGGCCAACAAGCAAUGAUCAGGGUUGGAACCAAAGUAAAGGUGCAGCUGACCCACGAGAAGAUCCCGGUCCUGUGGUACCUGAGUGGAGAGGACCUUCUGCUGCUGGCCAGUUUAAUAAAGAUCCGACGCCUGUUUCAUAAGCUAGAAGGAUGCAUGAAUUUUCCCUCAAGUCAGAUUUGGGAAAAAUUAAAGCAGCCUUCCUACCUUUCUUCACUUAGUCUAAAACUAAUUGCCCUCUGUCAGAAUUCUGGUAUAGAGGAAGAUAAACUUACAACAAUUACAGAUAUAGUAAAUGAAAACAUUUAAAAAAGAGUAGUGAUGCCUCCAUUACCAAGGGUUGGUUUCCCUUUUUGUGUGUGUUGGGGGUGGCGGUACAGAUUGGAAAGGUUUUUGAUGUUUGUUUGGGGUUUUUUUUGUUUUGUUUUUUAGUGUUCCAAAUUACAAGGAAGUAUCAAGAAAUACACUAUUUUAUAAACUUAGAACACAUCCUGAGUCAUUACUGACUUGACUUCUUGGUUGGAAAAGUAACUAGUCGCUCACUAGGAAAUGAGCAAAUCAGCAAAGUAUUGGUGUCUAUUGGAGAAGAGAGAGUUGAGAGGGAGCAGAUGCUGGCUGACCUGGCCCCUGGAAGAGCUGGGCAAGUAAAAGCCCCUGCUGGCCAUCAGGAAAGCCAGAAGGCGAAAGAAGUGAAGGAAGCCACAAAGUCACGCUGAUGGCCUUAGCCCCCACAACAGCCACGUGAAGAAUGGCAAGAAAUCUUCCGCAAGUUGCCACCACAGCGCCUAUCACACCGUAGAGCUGCAAAAUGAAAGAAACCAUCACUUGCCCCAAUGCAUUCCUCCUUCUCCUGCCGAAGAGGAACAAAGCCUCCUCCUCCUUAGCUACUUCAGGCAGGCAAAAGAGACACUAAAAGAGACUAAAACAAAGAAGUACAGGGAAAAUCAAAAAGACAGCACUGGUCCUAGCCAGGGAAUUAGGUGUCAUGUGGGGGUGGCGGGAGGAAGGUGAGAGGGCGCCCAACAAAUCAAAGGAACAGUUUCUGGAUAAUCACAGAAUUUCCUCCCCAAAAUAAUGUGACCUUUGAGUGUGCUGACUGAACACAAGAGCCACAAGUGACUCAAAUGACCAUCAGGUCACAAAUGCUCAGAUGGUGAAUAUAUAUAUUCACCCUGGAGGAGCUGCUCACACCACCCUGUUUAGUAAGAAAGUGCCAGAGACAACCCAGGCAAAACCCCAUCUUUGACCACGCACUUAUGAAGGCCAUGGUGAUCUCCAAGAAGAUGGAGUGAAAGGACAAAAAUCACAGGCAACCAGGCAUUGAGAGUGGAGGGAAAGGACCUGGCUUAAUCCCAAGAGAGAGAGGUUCGACAAUGGAGAGCCAAUGCAUGGGACCUGGGAACUGCAGGGGAAUGACAGCCCUGAACAGGGCACUGUCUAGGAUUCUAUCUGUUCUGUGCACCAAUGCUGAACAAUGGUUGGAUGAUGAAUGCUAAAGAAGUGAUACGAAAGGGUAACAUGUUUGCCUUGUAGACAAGUUACCAAGAUGCGCAUUCCUUCAAUACAAAUUUAGCACAUGCAAA